This is a messenger RNA of Toxoplasma gondii ME49, 3442 nucleotides long. RefSeq lists its product as hypothetical. Gene Ontology annotation, cellular component: replication fork; Rad51B-Rad51C-Rad51D-XRCC2 complex; centrosome. The record is from RefSeq and is a predicted model, not a curated record. NCBI's taxonomy places the organism in Eukaryota, Apicomplexa, Conoidasida, Eucoccidiorida, Sarcocystidae. Gene Ontology annotation, molecular function: four-way junction DNA binding; ATP-dependent activity, acting on DNA; single-stranded DNA binding. Gene Ontology annotation, biological process: reciprocal meiotic recombination; double-strand break repair via homologous recombination; DNA strand invasion. The coding region runs from base 1106 to 2989 and encodes 627 amino acids. The transcript is spliced from 11 exons.
CACACUGCUGGACAGAGUCCAGCGGCUCUCUGCUACCAUCUUCCCGUCACAAACAGCCAGAGUUACUUCGUUUGUACCGUUAUAUUCAUCUCGAUGUACGAAUGCCGUCACUUGCCGUUCUGAAGAACUGUUUGAGGGCGCUUCGUCCUCAGUUGGGUCAAAUCUAGCUGGCAGGUCCAGGCGGCCCCCAACUGACUGGCAAAAUCAACAAGACAGCUUAUCUGUUCCACCAAACAACCACUUUACACACGCUGUUUCCCAGACUUCUUUCCCUUCAGUCUUGUUUUUCACCUUGGGACUUCUCCACAAUUUCGUGUUCCUCGUUUGGACGGCGUGACCGUCUUCUCUAACCUUGAGAGUUUGGAUGUGUAUGUAUACCUGAGAGCAACAAGACACCCACCGCGCUUAUGCUGCCGUUGCAGGUGUCACAGUUUCCCACUCAUUUCCAACAAGUCCACGCACACCUGUGGACCAUUUUCACGGCAUAAUUUGCCGGAUUUCCCUUUCCUUCUACCGUGUAGAGCUUCCUCUCUUACGUAGUGUUGGUUUCCUUUUGGAGCUGGCGUCCGACCACGUAGACACGAUGCACCGGCCGUGAGCUAUGUACACAGUUAUUUCUUGCUUCCUCACUCUUCCUGUACCUUCGUUUUCUCAUGAGGAAUGCGAAUGACGAGGCAAGCCUAAAAUCCACACCAUUGUCGGUCCCUCAUGUCCCUCAUUCGCGUACCCCAGUGAAGCGGCCGUUGCCAACUGUCCCCACCUCUUCGGACACGAGGCCCUGCUGCAGUGGUGCCUCCCCGUUCGAGCGAAGUCUUCUAAGAGCGGAGCGGAAAGGAAGGUUGGAAUGUCGUCUCGACUGGUUACGUUGCAGUUGUGUCUUUCGCCCAACGCCAAGUGUAUGGCGUAUUGCUCACCCAGGUCGUUCGCGUCUCGCCUCUCUGAGCCGAGAAACGGAAACGGGACAGAUUGAGCGGCCGUGUAAGAUUAUCAGACGGAUAGACCCCCUGUUGCGGAUAUGACUGUCUAGAAAGACACCCGUCACCUAUGCGGAACACCGCUAGCGUAGACCGAAAGCGACAACUUCAACUCACGACGGACGACAACUAUGGCAGGAAAAACCAGAGGAGAGUUCUUGUUGCGAAGCACGGCCUCGCAACCGUUUGCCUCGGUCGAGAUUAGUCUGGAGCAACGGCUACAGGAUUUUCUGAUUCAGCAUGACUUCCGAACGUUGGAGAACAUCGCUGUCGCCGACUUGCGAGGGCUUGGCUUGAGCGUGGAGGAUGCUGGCAAAAUCCACGCCGCUUGUGCGGCGACUCUGCUUGCUUUGCCACCCAGGUUCCCGCCCCCGGUAUUCGCCUCGUCAGCUCUCUCUCCGUUCUUGUCUUCUGCUUUACCGGCGUUUGUCACUUCGACAGCAGCGGAGAUCCUAGGUUACGAGACGCGAGAGCGAAGGGACGCGUGUUCCACUGUUCCGUCGGCGUCUUUCUCCGCAUCAUCUCCUGCCUCCGCUUCUGUCUCAGUGGGGUCCGAGAGUGAGCGGAAUCAACAAGCAACGCGUAAGAGAGAGAGAUCUCCGGAUUCGCGAGCACAAACGAAGAGCGACGGCGGCGCAUCUCCACAGAAGGAGCAGGAUUCGAGAGGAGAGGAAGAACAGCGAUUCGCACAGCAGCCUCGCGAUGGCCUGCGACCAGCAAAGCAAAGGCGCGUGUGGAGAGAGGGACAGAGAAAUCACUCUCAUGACAGAAAGACACACUGGACAUCAGGGUCGCAGAAUCUCGAUCACCUCCUUGGGGGACGAGGCUGGAGAGAAGGCAUGGUCACAGAGUUGUUCGGCGGUGAAGGUGGCGCGACACUCACGGAGGUCCUCGUCUCCUGUCUGCUGCAAGCUCUGUGCGAAAGCAAACAUGCUUCGGUUCUCUUUGUUUCUUGUCGAGGUUUCUUUCCUCUCUCUCGACUCCGGGCUCUUGCCACUCAGAGCGUCAGGCGUCGCAACAAGGCGAGCCACUCAACUUCGUGUACAACUUCCCCUCCGGCGUCUUCUGCGACGAAGACGGAGCAUGCAGCAGAAGCGGAUCGAGACGCGCUUUCGCUUCUUCGUCGCUUCCACAUGACGUCUUGCUUCUCGCUGGACGACUUAGCAACUGCCCUGAGAGAAACGUUAAAGGAGGUUGAGCAAGCUAGGGUCCACGCUGUGGAUGCCGAAACGGCAGGAAGGAAACGACGAGAGGACAAGAGGAGAAGACCGUCUCGUAGGGCCGGAGAUCCAGAACACUCAGCGACUCGCGAAGGAACACAGAAAGCGGGAGACGGCAGAAGAAAAGAAGAGAAAGUGAAUGGCACUCGAGGAGGCGAUGGAGCGACCGCUGUUGUCCGAGAGGCGGAGGAAGACGCCGCAGCAACCGAGGGCGACACAAAGCCAGAGGAAAAGCUCCGGCGUACGAAGAAGUGUGACAGAGCCAGAAAAGGUCGAAACGAAUCCCCUGGCCGUGGCGCUCAUCUCGCAGCAGUCGCGAUUGACGGCCUGUCGCUCCUCCUGCUUCCUCACGCCAUCCUGGAUGGCAGCUCGGCCUUGCAACCCGUCUGGCGUCUCCUGCGACAAUUCGCGGCAUCCUCGUCGGCUCUCGUUCUGACGACGAACCAUACAGUGGCUUCCGAGACGUCUGCAGAGGGCCAUGCUAACUUCUUCUCGAAUCCUUCGAGCCUCGGCCGCCUUCCUUUUUCGCUUCCUCCAGCGACGAUGAAACGACCAGGCCUGGGCGUUGUCUGGAGUCGCUGCGCUCCUCAUCAGCAGCUGCAAAUUGACCUUCUGGCCUCUCUUCAACUGCACGCACCACAGUCUUCGCUCGGCAACGAUGAGAGCGAAAGGUUGAGUGACCGUGGGUAUCUGGCGCGGGUCACCGUUGUCAAAUCUCACAGGCAGGCUACCGGUCUCUCGACGCUGAUUUGGCUGAACGAGAAAGGCAUUCAAGACCCGCCUCUGGAACCAUGACGUGGAGGCAGCACGGCUGCGCAACUGUCUCAAGUGAAAACGACGCAUUCGAAGGAAAGGACAAGAGAGACAACCCCCGCGGGGACAGAAGUCUCACAGCUGGACGCUCCUGUGCAUCGGUCUUCUCUUCUCUCUCUCCCCGUGACAAUAUACACAUGGAGUGUAUCCUCAUGCGCAAACAGAGUCGAGUACAAGUGCGCAUCUACAUAAAUAUAUGUAUAAAUAAAUAUAUAUCCUUGCUUAUACCACUCCUUCUAGUCCAAAUGCGCGUGCAGUUCCAUAAGCGUGGAGAAAUCUAUACAUUUCGUUGUGUCCGUGGAUAUCCAUGUUCGUAUGUUUUGGUGCGACGAACAAGAGGAAAAUUCUCUCCUGCCGUUCGAGUCCCAAACGCGGGGUCUCCUCUGAUUUGAGGAAGAGAAGAAACCGGAGAGAGGAAGUCUCAAGCGUGUGCCA